CUGCACAGCCCAUACCCAAGAUAUCACAAAAUUGUUUUAUUUCCCAGUGCCUUCCCUGUGUAGUUUUGCCACUUCUUGUCAACACUGUUUGAUGAAGUGAUAAAAUGUCCUUUUCUCCUUUUUUUAUUAUUUUAGCUUCUCCCAGUUUGCUGUCCCUAACUGAACCUGGUGUCAUCACAAAGAUGAUGCUCUCAUCUCUUCUCCAAGCUCUCUCAGAGACCCUGUCCUGUAGCCAAGAAACCAGGGCAGCCUUCCAAGAUGAUGCUUGGGGAAGCAGAACUCAGCUUUUGUGCUGACACUGAACAACUUAACCCAUGCAAAUUGCAGUUCUUGUGUUCUUUGUUGGGACUCGCAGCUCCCCUGGAAGGGAACACCACAUGAUGCAGACCUGAAGCUCACUGCUGGAUCCAUUAGAAUCACUGUCAGUCCUUUGGGCAAACCCAUACUGCUGUUGACAUAUUUUGGCAAGUUCUCCAGCAAAUUCUCACUUGUUCUCUUUCAUAAUAUUGCUUCAGAUUAGGGAAAUGUUGGGAGAACCUGUAUUUUUCUUUAUAAAAAUUACAAAGAAACCUUUUUUUGAUCUAUUUUAGGUCUGUGUCUGAAAAAUCAACUGUAAUUUCCCAGAAGUGACUCAGGACUACUGUAUUUCCUCAUUCAUUUACUCUGUCCCUUCCCCAAACAUACAGUCCCUCAGGUACCUCACAGCGAGUUGCAUAAAGCCCUUUGUCAGAAAACAGCUACAACAUCUGUUUAUCUGGUCCAAUUCCCUGAUAAAUAAAAUAUAUCCCAGAGGCAUAAUAGCAUGCUAAAAAUAAGAGUAUGACACAAUUUGAGCCAGCUAAUCUGGUAACUCUCUUUGCUGCAGCUCACGGAGUGUUAAUGUGAGAAGCCUGUAUCUUUCCAGCCCGGCUGUGAGCAUCGCGCGUGGAUCUCUCCCAGAGCCAGAGCCAAAUCUCAAGUACUGUGCUGUCCUGUGCUCACAAGCCUCCUCCCUCUGGCCUCUCCUGGUUUUGGAAAAUGAGAGGGCUGGCAGACAUGGAUUCUUGGUAAGUGUGGUUUUUUAGUUUCUUGGGAACUCGACCACACAUGGAGGUAACUGGUAUGUAUUAAUGAAUGGCUCAGUUAUUUAUUCCUCCCCAGUAUUAUGGAGCACCCCAAGUCUCCUGAGAAGCCAGAGCUGACAGCAGAGUUGAACAUCUUCAACUUGGACACCCUUUGUGUCCGUGUGUCUGUCUCUGGGUCAGUUAUGAUCCAGGCCCUUGAAAUAUUCCAGCAUCUUCCACUGUUUCAGUUCCCUCUGUCCUGGAAGUUGUAGGUACUUUGUGCUCUUCUUAUCUUUCAAGAAUACAUUGUAGGUAAUUAUUAUGUUUACUUAGUUAGCUUUUUGUUGAUUUGAGCUUAUUUGGUGCAGUCACUGGUGUUUCUGCAGCGCAUAUUCCAUCAUCUCUUUGAUUUUUUCCUAAUUAAUGGAAGAGUCUGAUCACUCGCUUCCAACUAGUUUUUAAGUACCCUUGAUUAUUUUCUUUAUUGUGUUUUGGGAAUUGAUUUAGAGUUGAAACAUCCCUCAACUAAUUGCAAGACAUAAUACCACUAAACUGUAUGAAUUAACAAAUACUAAUACGUACUUAACAUCUGUCCUAGAUACCAGUGUUUGUACCCACACACAGAGGAUGCUGCCUCAGGCUGAAAUUAGAAGACAGGGAACAAUGUCGUUUAUCCAAAGUCUACAUUUCUUUAGUAUAUUUCAAAUCAGCACAAGACAUAUAUCCCAUUCAGAUAUUCAUCUGUUCAGCAUCUUUACCAAAAAGACAACUCUCUAGAUGACCCUUGUGGCAGCAGAAGUUGAGGUUCUAGCUGAUGUGACUCAAUUAACAUUGUAUGAGGUUUCUCCAAAUGUGUUGAUGGCCAUAUCCAUCUUAAAGGAAAAAAACCAACCAACCAAAAAACCAACAAACAAACAAACAAAAAACACACCAAAAAACCACCCUACAACCUGAAAGCAACCAAACAAAAAAUCCCCAAAAACAUCAACAACAAAGAAACACUCCCAUACUUUUAAUUUCUCCUGUUUGUCACUAAAAUGUCAUGCAAGUCACGCAAACCAGCAUCAUUUUAUAUUCUGGGCACACCAUUAAUUUUCAGAGGCAAAUAUGUGUUUAGAAUCGCUAGGUCUGUUCAAACAUUGAAUGCAGUUGUUUUUCAGUAUCAUCUAUACAAGAAGUUUAGCUACCUUGUUGUAUCAAAAAUCCAGCUGUACUGGCAAACUAACAGGUUUUUUUUAAAAAGCUGGAAGAGGAAAAGGGGAAGGAAGAAACCCAUGUGUGACCUCUGGUGGUUUUAAGACCUACUCAGAAUAUUGUACCUUCAUCAAUGAUUAAAUGUCUCUCCCUUUUAAAAUGCAUUGAGCCCUCAUUUUUAUGUGGAUGGAUAUUACUACACCAGAAAUUCAACCUCUCACUGAGAAAAAGGGUGAUCACAAGAAUGGGAAAACGACUCAGAGAAGUAAAACCAAUGCAAACCAUUUGCCAGCUCCUUGGAAGAGAUUGACAGUCUCAAGACAUGUAAACACAAGUGGCCUGCAUUUCCCAAAAUAAGAAAUUAUGGCAGAUGCUCAGCUGGCACUGGCACAUCAGAUAACCAUCACUCUGGGAGGACAGGUACUCUCUGAAAACUGGGCACUUUUAAUAACAUUGAAAAGAAAGUGCUUAAAAGUGCUUUGGACACCCAGGUGUCCAAAAAUUUUAUUUGGUUUGCAAAUACUAAUUUUGACCCUUUUUCAAGCUUCUAAUUUUUUCUUCUUUGUAUGUGUCUUUUCCUUGCUCUGUCUGAAAACAGAAAAAGGGGUAGAAAGCACUAUGGAACUAGAAUAAUAUGUGUAUGUAUCAGUCAGCAGGUUAAUAUUUAGAUGCCAUUUUGAUUACAUAUUUUCUUUUUGUUUUUUUGGUUAAGGAUCUUCAGGAGGUUUUCAGAACCUAUACAUGGGCUGGCAUGGAAAGCAAAGCCAGAUUUUAUCAGAUAUAUCUCCAUGCUUCUUAAUUCCAUGUGUUUUCAUCAGUGUUUUUUCUGUGCCUUGUUGUUUGUAGGCAGCACUUAACACUUCAUAGUUCCUCAGAGAGAGUGCUGACUGUGGCUGAGAAGUCAUCCUGGAGAGCAGAGUCACAGUGGGAGCUGUGGGAUCCGGCCCUUGGCUUCUGAUUAUGAGCGAGGCAUGACACGCGUCGUGGGUGGCAAAAAUGCCGAGGGAGGCGCCUGGCCCUGGCUUGUCAGCAUCCAAGAUCCCGCGGUUUCAGGCACGGGGCAUCUAUGUGGAGGGUCCCUCAUCAGCGUACAGUGGGUCCUUACAGCAGCCCACUGCUUUGUUGAGUCCAGGAACAUCAGCGCCAUGCGCCUGCUGAUUGGGGCAACCCAGCUGACCGAGCCAGGCCCUGGCGCUGAGGUGCGCAUGAUUAAGCGGCUGCUGAUUCACCGGGAAUACAGUUCUGCCGACCAGAGCAAUGACAUCGCGCUGCUGGAACUGAACGAGCCUGUCCAGUGCAGCCCCUACAUCCAGACGGUCUGUGUGCCCAACCGCACGCUGAACGUGGCACAGCUGGACAAUUGCUAUGUUGCUGGCUGGGGUGCCACCACUGCAAGAUCUCAAACACCAAGUGAUGUCCUGCAGGAGGCCAAGGUCCACCUUAUCCACGUCCAGAUCUGCAACAGCAGCGAGUGGUACGGUGGGGACAUCCACACCCACAACUUGUGUGCUGGCUACCCGGAGGGUGGCAUUGACACCUGCCAGGGUGACAGCGGGGGUCCACUCAUGUGCCAGGACAACAACGCUGACUUCUUCUGGGUCGUUGGUGUGACUAGCUGGGGAAGAGGCUGUGCCAGAGCAAAACGUCCUGGAGUAUACACUUCUGUUCAGCACUUCUAUGAGUGGAUUCUGCUCCAGAUGAAACUGCUUGAAAAAGUAGAGCCUUCUCGGGCAACCGCCUCACAAAGGUGGGGUCAUCUGCCUGCCAUAUGGCCUACUCUUCAGCCAUUGCCAACAUUAUUCCCCACUCUUAAUCCAUGGCCAAGACCGCCUCUCACUCUCAGACCAUUGCCAACAGCAUUCCCCCCCAUUCAGAGGCCUUUGCCAACAGCAUUCCCCACCAUUCAGAGGCCAUUGCCAACAGCAUUCCCCACUCAGAGGCCAUUGCCGACAGUGUAUACCACUCAGAGGCCAUUGCCGACAGCGUAUACCACUCAGAGGCCAUUGCCGACAGCGUAUACCACCCAGAGGCCAUGGACAACAGCAUACCCCACUCAGAAGCCAUUGCCGACAGCGUUUACCACUCAGAGGCCAUGGACAACAGCAUACCCCACUCAACAACCAAUCCCCACUCAAAAGCCAACUUCGAUGCCAACACCAGUGCAAGAGACUAACAACUGCCCAUAUCCAUUCAAGAAGCUGAUGGAAUUCUUCACUAAGCUCCAGGAGCUCCUGAAGAACAUACCGGGAGUUACAGUUUGAGCAGAAGAAUGGACAGGAUCUAGUGCAGGUUGCAUGAGACCGUGACCAUUUCCUGCUGAGGCAAUGCCUGCUGAUCCAAAGGCCACCUCAGUGCUGAAGGCCUCCUCUGUCCUGCCCACAUUGCUUCUCUGCAUGUAUGCAAAUGCUAAUGUUGACUUAGUUGCUGAAAUAAAGUUGCCUAUGUUUGUUGUUAA
Messenger RNA from Catharus ustulatus (Swainson's thrush), 4692 nucleotides. RefSeq names its product acrosin-like. The transcript is spliced from 6 exons. Gene Ontology annotation, molecular function: serine-type endopeptidase activity. The coding region runs from base 3209 to 4498 and encodes 429 amino acids. Lineage: Eukaryota; Metazoa; Chordata; Aves; Passeriformes; Turdidae. The record is from RefSeq and is a predicted model, not a curated record. Gene Ontology annotation, biological process: proteolysis; acrosome reaction.